AACGCCUUUUAUCUUUUUUGUUAUUUUCAGGAGCCGGACCAACAUGACUUCUGCACUCGAGGCUAUUAGGUACAAGCGAGGUCAUCUUUUAAUUAUUGACCAGCUCCUGCUGCCUCAUGUCACUCGUUUUAUUCCCAUCAGGUCCGCAGAAGAUGGGUGGCAUUCGAUUAAGGAAAUGCAUGUGCGAGGGGCACCUGCAAUAGCCAUCGUAGCCAUGCUGUCUCUAGCUGUUGAAAUGUCGGGCUUGGUGUCACAGCAAAAGAUUUCAAAGAAUGCCGAAGACACCAGGGUAUAUAUUGAAGAGAAGCUGGAUUAUCUUGCCACAAGCCGACCAACCGCUGUGAAUUUAAGUGACAGUGUGAGAAAGAUGAAGUCUGUGCUGGAGCAGAAAACUCGAACACUUACUUGCUCCGGGGAAGAAAUAGCAAUGUCUUUCAUAGCGUAUGCAGAAAACAUGCUAGUCCACGAUGUUGCUGACAAUCGCUCAAUUGGCGAACAUGGUGCCAACUGGAUUGUUGCAAACACCCCUUCUGGAGUUGAAGAUUCCAAGCUUUGCAUAUUAACACACUGCAAUACUGGAUCGUUAGCCACUGCGGGUUAUGGUACUGCUCUUGGUAUCAUUCGUCACCUUCAUGAGAAAUCCCAGUUAUGUCAUGCCUAUUGUACAGAAACGCGUCCAUACAACCAAGGGGCACGCUUGACUGCCUACGAGUUGGUUAGUGAUCAAAUUCCCGCCACCCUGAUAACCGAUUCCAUGGCGGGACAGCUUCUUGCAAAGAUGGGGCAAAGUAUCGCCGCGAUUGUGGUCGGUGCCGACCGCGUCGCAAGCAAUGGUGAUACAGCGAACAAAAUCGGAACCUACACACUGGCGGUUCUGGCGAAAUACCAUGGGGUUAAAUUUGUGGUUGCAGCUCCUCGUACAACCAUCGAUAUGGGCACAAGGACUGGGAAAGAUAUUGUAAUUGAGGAACGCCCACAUUCUGAAGUCACAACAAUUACUGGACCACGAGAGCGUGGGGAUGAGUGCGGGAACAUAGUAAUGGAAAACAUAAAGAUUGCAGCGGAUGGAAUCAACGUGUGGAACCCCGCGUUCGAUGUGACUCCGGCUGCCCUGAUCGAUGCUAUCGUAACUGAAAAAGGCGUUGAGGUGAAAGAUGCAAAUGGCCGGUUUCACCUCGGAUCUUUAUUCGAAACUGAGGUUCGACCGUCUAAUUGAGACCCGUUGCGGCAGAAUUCUACCGCAUGACUCUUAGAAUCAGACCGCCCAGUAUAUACAUCGUGGCCCCCUUCUAUCGCUACAAGCAGAGAAUCAAUUUUCGUUUCGAGAUCGGAAAGCCGAUUUUCGAGCGCCAGUGCUGUUUGUUCGCCCCUAGAUAUUUGUAAUUAACUGGUCUGAUAUCAAAUCCCACCAAGCGCGAAACUCUGGCCAGAAAUCAAGACCCAAGUCGUGGAAAGUUGGUAGCAGUCAAGGUCUAUCUUACUCUGCAAGGUAAGCAAAAGCCUAGAACAAUUACAUAGUUAGUUAAUGAAAUGUGGUUUCUAAGAUUAGCUAGUUUCGACCAUGUGAAAUUGCCAUCAUACCUGCAUCAAAUCUUCAUGAAAGGGCUUCUCAUCACCCUUCGCCAUUGUAAUAUCUCUAUUCAGCAUCUAAUGACUAGGGGCUUUGGAAAUGGGAGAGAUCGCACUCUAUGCAGAAUCGAAAAAGGAGGUUUGAGCUUCUCAGAAGUUAAAAGUUCAAUUUUCCAGAGCUAUUUUGACUGGCUGGUGAACAGAUUUAACUAGCAAAGUACUCUAUAAGUAGACUACAUAAACUCUGUACAGAUCAGUCUGACAAAA
Molecule: messenger RNA, 1836 nt
Organism: Coccidioides immitis RS
Lineage: Eukaryota; Fungi; Ascomycota; Eurotiomycetes; Onygenales; Onygenaceae
Product: methylthioribose-1-phosphate isomerase
Exons: 2
Coding region: 44-1216 (390 amino acids)
Molecular function (GO): S-methyl-5-thioribose-1-phosphate isomerase activity
Source: RefSeq, a predicted model, not a curated record